UCUCGUUGUUCCUCAAGAAGUUCAGCUUGGCGGCGAUCGCGUCAUUACAGCGAGGCCCAUCUAGAAGAUACGGGUUUUUGCUGCUUUCGCGGUUGUUUUGUCUCGUCCCGUCCGUGCGUGUGUUUCCGUGUAAGGACGAGAAGAAUUUGACCACGUCAGGAAUCCAUAAUCCGUCUCGGUGGAUGAGCAGCGGCCGUCGAGGAAGAGUCUUUUGUGAUAAGACGAGCGACCGUCCGGGCGAGUGGUGAACAAAGUGGCUGCUGGGCCGUCGCGUUUACAUUCAGUACGGGUGUGAUUACGAUAAAGAGCAAUUUAGAGGCGACGAAAAUGUCGUGUGUGUCAAUGGAAAUAUUUCCCAUGUGAAGUGGUCUUGCAUAUGUGAUCGCGAUGCAUGCAUUGUGAGUUCCCGCCCUGCCCCGUGUGCCCUGUGUCCUGCGUCCUGCAUUCCAACCAGAUAGUUCCGAGCCUGAUAGCCGCAGAAUCAAAGAUACUUCGAUGUGGUGUCUCGGAGUCGUGCAGUGGAAAGGCACCGCAAGUGAUCUUAGGAAAAGUGCUGUGACAUUUAUAGAACGCGGAGCGACCCGCAGACGGCGGCCUAUGCAAAAUGGAUGUUGAAAUACCAGUCCUAUCGGGAAAUCUGAACGUUCCCAGCCAGACGGGCUUCUCGUUGAACCGCAUGAAAAAGAAAUCUGGCCAACGAUACUGUCUGCUAUUCAAAUCAAGUCGACAUGGUAUUGAACGUCUCGAAAUAUGUGAAUCCAAGGACGAUAAGAAUCCUAAAAUCAUAACUCUGGAAGAUUGUGUAAAAAUUACACAAGAACCCGCACCUGCAAAUUCAAUUCAAAUAGUCAAAAAGACUGGAACGCUAACAUUGAAUGCUCUCAACGAAGAAGAUCUCAAAGAGUGGAUCACUGCCCUGCAAUCGGUCGCAUUCCGGGAUAAAGGUGGUGGGACUUUGAAUCGUAACACUGUAAUCGAAGAGCACAACGACUUGUACUGCAGCUCCUUUGGUGAUGGACUAUUCUCAAUUAAACUAAUUCCGUCCGAGACGACAAUUCGCUGUAACCUAGAACCAAAAACGUACAUACUGCAUUUAACCGCCACGGAACUGCAACUCAAAUCAAGCGAGGAUCUUAGCAUUAUAGUCGCCAAAUGGCCAUAUCGUUAUAUUAGAAAAUACGGAUAUCGCAAUGGAAAUUUCACCUUUGAAGCUGGAAGAAAAUGUGAUACAGGGGAGGGAGAAUUCAUGUUGGAUCAUACAAACCCUAGGGAAAUAUUCCGUUGUAUGUCGUCGAAAAUGAAGUCGAUGAAGAAACUGAUCAGCGGAGAGAGCUUGAAUAGUCUGGAUUGUGGGGAAAACCAACUCUGUGCAGCAUUAUCAAUGGAGGCUGGCUCGAGAAGCCCUUUGCCUCCUUCCCCGAAUCCUCUAACCCAUAAUGAUCUUGAUUCAACUAGCGCAUCACUGAAUCAGAGUUGCAGUUCGAUUCGGGAGUUCCUGUCAUCGAAUGACUCACUGAAUAACGUCUCAAGCAGUUCAUCCGUCAGCCUUCCGAUUGUGAAGCACAUUCCCGCUAAGCCUCCCAGGAAGGACCUCAAACCACUGCAACAACAAUCCAACGAUAAAUCUCAAAAAUAUGAGCCGGUCUCAAUUACCAGCGACAGUUCAAAGUCACUUGGUUCCGUUGUUGUCUUGAAUACUCCCCAGAAUUCUUCAAAAUCAACUGUUGACCCCAAUUUGAUUGCGAAUGCUUGCACCAAUAAACCUCCAAACCUACCCAAUCGAAAUGACAAAAGUAAGAAACUAAAUGGGAGUGCAGACUACGAGAGCAUCGAAACGAUAACUGACGCAUGGAAAACACUUGGCAUUAGCGAAGUGAAACAUACGGAGCACAUCAAUCCCGAUGACGACCUCAAAGAAUUCGCUUGGCAAAGGACUCAAUCGCAACGGGGGGAGACAAGUCAUAACAUCACUCUCAUCGAUGAAAAUGAUGCAAACCAAUAUGACCGCUUGGACUUCAUGCCGCCUAACAGCAAGGGCACUUCCAAUCAAUACAAAUCGAUAGUUCGAAUUGCGCAACCAGAAUACAAAAAACAGAACUCGGCACCUCCCGUGCCAAAUGACUAUGAACUGAUCGAGAAUCCUGACAUGCAACCAUGUAGAUUAGCUGACGAUAGUUACCUAGGAUAUGGCGUGUUAAGAAAAUCAAGCAUUCCAGGACCGCAAGUCCCAACGAAUACAAUUGUAACCACAACAACAACGAAGAGUAUUUCAACGACCAUGAUUACAGAGGACCUACCUCUGGAUCAUAGAUCAUACAAUGGUUUGAAGUAUGCAAUUGUUAGCCGACCGAAAAGAGUUUAAUUCAAAAUUUUUAGAAAAUGAAGGUGCAACGGGGUGAAUAAUGCGAUAGAGUUUAUAUAGACAGUGAAUACGGGAUUAGGAAGAUUUAUAUGUUCUCAGAUAUUUUAACAUUUCAGUAAUAAAUUGAUUUUGCAAUUGAAUCUCCUGUGGGCAUAAAAAUGACUUCCUCAUGUGGCAAGCAACAACAGUUCGCAAUAGCAUGCGGUGCUCAUACUAUUAGGAAAAUUAUCUCGGAUUUUUUGUAUCCGCCAUUGUCGAUAACAAACGCAAGUCACAAAUCCUUAAUUAUAUAAUUUGAAUGUUAGCCGCGUAUUUUCCUCUGUAAGGCUGAUAAAAUCUAAUGCGAGUAAUGUAUCGCAAAUAUCGCUGUCCUGCUUCUCCAUAAUCCGCUCAUUGGAAAUCGAAAACGCCUUCUUAGUUUUGAUAUUCAUACUCGAAUGACGACACAAGAAAGCACGAACUCGCCUAAAUAACGACAAAUUUCAAAUACAUUUAGACCAAAGAUAAAAAACGAAUGAUUUACGAAAUUUUUGAACAUUUAAAAUUGCUCAAACCACUUGACUUUCUUAUUUAAAUACAGCUAAAAUGUAACUUUCUAGCGAAAAUAAUGCCAUAAGUGAAAAAUCAACAAGCCAUAUUCAGAGCAAACAAUUAGAGAGAGAAAAAUUGAAAAAUCUAGUGCACGGAAUGACCUUCAUUGUGAUAAUUAUAUACAUACUUUACAAUUUAACAAAAUAAAGUCUUAUAUUAACAUUCCUUAAAGCUGCCUAGAUUCGAUAAGAUACUACAUUCAUAGUAGGGAAAAGAAACGAAAAUGUGCACAUGCUCUAGGAGGGUAUCAAGUAAUAAUAAAGAGCCAACGGCUUCGUUUUAUAUUCUUUCCGAAAUUGUACAGCCAUUGUUGGAUUUGUUCUCAUCUCAUAUUGAAGUGCCAAUAAUCGUUACGAUGUGGUAAACGUAUAUUCUCAUGUACUUAUUUGCAUUUCUAUAUUUUAUAAUUUUACUGCUCUUCUGUAAAUAUGAAAAAUAAAAUAAUUAAUAAAAGGAAAACUUUUGUUUCGUU
Hermetia illucens (black soldier fly) is the source of this 3425-nucleotide messenger RNA. RefSeq lists its product as uncharacterized. The coding region runs from base 605 to 2362 and encodes 585 amino acids. The record is from RefSeq and is a predicted model, not a curated record. Gene Ontology annotation, cellular component: cytoplasm. Gene Ontology annotation, biological process: cell surface receptor protein tyrosine kinase signaling pathway; positive regulation of MAPK cascade. The transcript has 2 exons. Lineage: Eukaryota; Metazoa; Arthropoda; Insecta; Diptera; Stratiomyidae.